AUGAGGUCACUAAAUCAGAAAAGCUCGUCACGGCCUUGCGAGGUGCAGGUGGCCACCGCAGCUGUUCGGCUACAGAAGGAGCUGGCAGAGACGCGGGUAGUCUUGGUUCAGCUAUCAGUGGCGGACGUAAAUAAGUCCGUUAAAGUAGUGAAAAUCAAGUUCUUCGCGAAAUUAACUUCGUUAAUUUCACGUAAUAUCCGGGGACGAAUAUUUUUAGAACUCGCGCUUUAUCUGAGGACCUUGAGACUUUGCUCGAUCACUUCGUUCAGGUCCGCGGAAGAGUCGAGAACGGUCCGAGCAGUAAUUCGCGCCGUGGUGUGUUCAAGAAGUUUAGCUAGGCAAGUAAAGUGCAUAGUGCAAUUUUGGCGGUUUUCUGGUGCGAGCGUAGACUUGCGGAUAAAGCGAUUUGUGGCAAGUUGCGGAAGCCCGGCACACCACCACCCCCACGUUUUAAGAACGACCGUUUUCGUCCCGCCUUCCUGCUACGAAGACGUGUACCCGGCGGUACACGUGGCCGGAGAGGGCAGCGCACGUUAUUCCCGCGCCCUAGGCAGGGCAGUAGCAACGGGUCCGGCUUUGAGCCGGCCAUUUCCAUCAACGAGAGUGUCCCGAGUGGAAACCUACGUCCAAAAAGUUUUUUCGAUCGGAUUCGAUCCUACGACGACCAGCGUGGCAAGCACGACCGAGUCCACUGCACCACCGGCGGUGACGAUCGUCGGUGCGACGGCCGUACCCCGUCGAGAAGACCACAGAUCCCCGUGGGAGGCGCCGUUUGAGAACGGCCACACCAGCGUAGUCGAGUAGGAGAUUCCCACCAGGAGUCAACGGGAGAGCGCGUUUUGCACGCGCGCAGAAUUGUACCGUAGCCGCAAAUGCCCCCACGAAGUACAGCGUCCAAACUGUAAGUAGCAUGCAUGC
Molecule: messenger RNA, 918 nt
Organism: Aedes albopictus (Asian tiger mosquito)
Lineage: Eukaryota; Metazoa; Arthropoda; Insecta; Diptera; Culicidae
Exons: 4
Coding region: 1-804 (267 amino acids)
Source: RefSeq, a predicted model, not a curated record